This is a messenger RNA of Sycon ciliatum, 3223 nucleotides long. RefSeq lists its product as uncharacterized. NCBI's taxonomy places the organism in Eukaryota, Metazoa, Porifera, Calcarea, Leucosolenida, Sycettidae. The transcript is spliced from 25 exons. Gene Ontology annotation, cellular component: extracellular matrix. The record is from RefSeq and is a predicted model, not a curated record. The coding region runs from base 176 to 2587 and encodes 803 amino acids.
GGUGACGACUGCAUACCGGGCCGAAUGAAGAAGAAGUCAACUUUACUUCCCUUCCCAACUAGCUUCUCCUAAUCCAGUCACUGCUUGCUGACCGAGAGUGAAAGAAAGAGAGUUAGUACGAGGACCCUGGAGAACUGGACGUGUCCGCAGUUGGAUUGAGAGCGUGGGAAAGACAAUGAGGGUUUGUGCGCUAUUGGCCCUUGUGGCCUGUGCCUAUGCCCAGGAAGUGUCAAUAGAAGAAGGUAGCGCCGAAGCUUUAAUCUCACAGCCACAUGGCACGCAGACGCUGAUUCCCGGUAGUCGAUUCCGCCAGCGCUGCACGUUCAGUUUGCCUGGCAUGCUCAAGGAUGAGCCAAUUCUCUUCCGCAAGUCUGGAAGUUCGGAUCUUCUGCCAGGAGAGAAGCGAGGCGAAGGCGACUAUAUGAUGACGAUUGAAAGCGUCACAACGGCUGAUGCUGGAACGUAUAUAUGCUCACUGACAAUCAGUGAUUCUGUGUACACUGCAGAAGUCACGCUUGAAGUGGCGGACCCAACUGAUGCACCGCCAGCUGCGGAACACAAGAAGUCGUUUGACCGCUUCGCGUACCAGCGAACAUGCCGACCGGGAUGCAAAGGCCAGACGGGUGAUCACGGUCCACACGGUGACGACGGUUCAAUGGGUCCCGCCGGUCCACCAGGUCCUGCUGGCCCUCCAGGUGUAACAAUGCGCCGUCCAGUGAAGAUCAAGAUCCUGAAGGGCGAUAAUGGUCCAGAAGGCCGACCCGGACCAGCUGGAGGACCUGGAAUGCAUGGUAUGCACGGUAUGCCGGGCUUUGCUGGACCAGCCGGUUCUGCAGGUGCCAAAGGAGCAGAUGGACAACCAGGUUAUCCCGGUCAGGCUGGACCACCUGGAGCACCUGGUGCUCCCGGACCAGUAGGCGAGGAAGGCUUUGAGGGAAGGCCAGGAGUGCCCGGAGCUGCUGGAGCUACAGGAGACAAGGGCGAACGCGGUGUUCCCGGCUUGCCCGGUGUGAAUGGCGAGGAUGGCUCUGCUGGCGCGGAUGGUCCCCAAGGACUCGAGGGAGUACCCGGUGACCAAGGAGCAGAAGGCGAACAAGGCCCGGAAGGCAACCUUGGUGAUCUUGGAGAUACUGGUGCAACUGGUGGCCGGGGAGCAAAGGGAGCGCUCGGAGACACUGGAAAUGUUGGACCCAAAGGUGCACAGGGCAUGACCGGUGACAAGGGUGCGAUGGGAGCCAAGGGUGGAGUUGGAUCUCAGGGUGCUACUGGAGAUAUUGGUCCUGAAGUCUACAUUCAUCGACGCGUCAACAAAGAAUGCAAUGCUGAUACGUUUGGUGAAGUUGCGUAUGGACCUGAUAUGGGCAAACUGUACUUCUGCAAUGGAAACACGUGGGAGUGUGUCGAAAGUGGUGGUUGCCAAGAAUGCGAUCAAUUUGUCACCGAAUGGACUGGCUGGUCACAAUGCUCUGUCACAUGUGGCGAAGGACAACAGACUCGCCGUCGCAGCUUCCGUCAGCGCCCCAACUUUGCCCUCGAAGACUGCCCUCUGGAGGAGACCCGGGAUUGCCAGACCGGCGUGUCCUGCCUGCAAUGUAUUGAGGAUGGACGUAUCUUCCAACUUGGAGAGAGAACGUACAUCGCAUCGCCCGGCAAUGCGGCAGCUGAUGUGCUGCUUGUUGUGGACGAAUCAUCCAGUAUGGAGACUGAACAUGCGUGGCUUCCGUCCAUGGUUGAGCAGCUGGAGAACAAGCUACGGUCAGCUGGCGUUGGUACGGGUUCCAGGCCCAACAUGUACAGUUUGACUGGCUUUGGAGCUGGCUCAUCGCUGCCUGACCAGUGCCCAACAGCCAAGCUGACUCUGUCUGACAAGCAAAGAUUCUUCACAUCUAACAAGUACAGUGAGGCCAACUCACACUUGUCCACGGCUAAGAACGGUGACCGUGAAGACGGCUACCAUGCAUUGGUGUGGGCCAUUAACACCACGCCGUACCGCCGUGGACCUGGGAUCGGGAGGAACAUUAUCCUGGUGACGGACGAAGACCGGGACAAUGACUGCGGCCACAAGUAUGGACUCAACAAGCAGAAUGUUGCCAACUCGCUCCUGACUGCUGGCUUCCGUCUGAACGGUGUGUACAACAUGCAGUACGCCAUCAGGAAGGCUGGUCAGGACAUGGGCAGUGCGCUGGGUAUUUACGGUAAUGCGGACGGCAGCCGACUUGCCUUUGUUGCUGAUGGCCAGGGCGGCUAUAACAAUGUGACGGAUGUCAGCAUGACGACCAGUACCAACCAGCCGCUCUACAACCGCUUCACCUACGGCGACUACAUUGAGUGGACACUCGGUCAGAACGGUGUAGUCUGGGAUCUGUCGACGCUGCGUGAAGUCGGAUCCAUCCAGUCGUCUUUCACGGAAGCUUUUGUCGACAUCAAGACCAACGAGAUUGCAAACCAGGCUAGGGCGUGCUCCGUGUGCACGUGCAUGGAAGUUCGCAGUGGUGUCGCCCAGUCAGUAUGUAUCCCCGCCACCGACAAUGCAGAGUGUGCGUGCUUGGCGCAGAACAGAAGGUAUGUGAACGGAAAUUGCCUGUGAGCGGAAGGUGAUCUGCCGCCCUCCUAUCUUCAAUGAGCAGCUGCACUUGGUUGACACACCUCUCCUUGAUUCCACCCUACCUCUGCUCACCAAUCUGCCUAACAACAAUCCGGUAAUUAUCUGGUGCUGGACAAAAAGCUCACGCAUGCCCAUGCAAGCCUGGCUGUUUCCCUCAAACACUAUAGCUGGGUGAAACUUGCAAGUGGACCCACAAUUCAAUUUCCGCUUCUCGCAACUAGUGGUGGUGAUUGUUGCAAUGCCUGAUCUCAAGUCUGAGGUGCACUCUCCGAAUAGAUUUUCUGUGCGUUUCCCGUGCUUGCCUAGAUGCAACUGCGCUUCGCUUUGUGACCAGUUUGUGCUUCUUCCUCUUCUUGUCCAUCCCGUGCAAACUUGCUGUUUAUAUACUUGGUCUUCCUUCACUCCAUUUCUUGGUUUCUCUUGGGUAGCGUGCACUACACACGUAACGCAUUGACUGUGUGCUGGCAGCUCAAUCUACUACACGUCUAUAUCUCUGUGGGACUGAUUUAACCAUGCUGUGUGCCGGUCUGUCUGAGUAAUUGAUAUGUACUCGUGACUAGCUGAACGCAAGUGAUAAGAACUUUUUUGUGUAACGUAAGGUAGAGUCUACACCAUCUC